Marmota monax (woodchuck) is the source of this 3790-nucleotide messenger RNA. RefSeq names its product cysteine rich secretory protein LCCL domain containing 2 (gene Crispld2). Lineage: Eukaryota; Metazoa; Chordata; Mammalia; Rodentia; Sciuridae. The transcript is spliced from 15 exons. Bases 185 to 1678 code for a protein of 497 amino acids. The record is from RefSeq and is a predicted model, not a curated record. Gene Ontology annotation, cellular component: extracellular region.
CGCUCGGCCAGUGCGGAGUUCCCGACCCGCUGCCUGCCCACUGAGUUCUCUGCGCCCGCGCUGCCCGCUGGACGAGGAGACGCCAGUGCGGUGCUGAUUGGAGGCUUGCGGAGGGCACCUGACACCAGCUCUGCACCAGGCCCAGGCUGUCCUGUCACCAAGUUGCUGCUGCAGGGGCAGAACCAUGAGUGGUGUCGCGAGUGGCCUCGCCUCCCUGGGGCUGGCCCUGCUGGUCUGCGGAGCCCAAGGCUUCUUCCUGCCCAACGUCACCCACCUGGAGAGCCUGCUCAGCAGAUACCAGCAGACGGAGCCGCACUCCCGCGCCCGGAGGGCCAUCCCCAGGACAGACCGAGAGGAGAUCCUCAUGCUUCACAACAAGCUGCGGGGCCAGGUGCACCCCCCGGCCUCCAACAUGGAGUACAUGACCUGGGACGAAGAGCUCGAGAGGUCAGCGGCGGCCUGGGCGGAGGAGUGCCUCUGGGAGCACGGCCCCGCCAACUUGUUGGUGUCCAUCGGGCAGAACCUGGCCGUGCACUGGGGCAGGUACCGCUCUCCGGGCUUCCACGUGCAGUCCUGGUACGAUGAGGUGAAGGACUACACCUACCCCUACCCCCACGAGUGCAACCCCUGGUGCCCGGAGAGGUGCUCGGGGGCCAUGUGCACCCACUACACGCAGAUGGUCUGGGCCACCACCACCAAGAUCGGCUGUGCCGUCAACACCUGCCGGAGGAUGAACGUGUGGGGCGACAUCUGGGAGAACGCCGUCUACCUCGUCUGCAACUACUCUCCAAAGGGGAACUGGAUCGGAGAAGCCCCCUACAAGAGCGGCCGGCCCUGCUCCGAGUGCCCGCCCAGCUACGGAGGCAGCUGCAGAAACAACCUGUGCUACCGAGAGGAGACCUACGUCCAGAAACCCGAGACAGACGAGAUGAACGAGGUGGAAACGGCCCCUGUCCCUGACGAGAAGCACGUCUGGGUCCAGCCGAGGGUGGUCAGACCCACGAAGCCCAAGAAAACCCCCGCGGUCAAAUACAUGACCCAGGUCAUCGGCUGUGACACCAAGAUGAAGGACAAGUGCAAGGGGUCUACGUGCAACAGGUACCAGUGCCCAGGAGGCUGCCUGAGCCACAAGGCAAAGAUCUUCGGGUCCGUGUUCUAUGAAAGCUCGUCCAGCAUAUGCCGGGCCGCCCUCCACUCCGGAGUCCUCGACGACAAAGGAGGCCUGGUGGACAUCACCAGGAACGGGCAGGUACCCUUCUUCGUCAAGUCUCAGAAACACGGCGUGGAGUCUUUGAGCAAAUACAAGCCCUCCAGCUCAUUCAUGGUGUCCAAAGUGACAGUGCAGGACGUGGACUGCUACACCACCGUGGCUCAGCUCUGCCCGUUUGAAAAGCCGGCCUCCCACUGCCCGAGAGUCCGCUGUCCUGCGCGCUGUAGGGACGAGCCGUCCUACUGGGCCCCCGUGGUUGGCAGCAACAUCUACGCAGAUAAGUCCAGCAUCUGCAGGACAGCUGUGCACGCAGGCGUCAUCGGGGAUGAGAGCGGCGGGUACGUGGACGUGAUGCCCGUGGACAAGAAGAAGGCCUACGCGGGCUCGCUCAGGAACGGGGUACAGUCUGAGAGCCUGAGCUCGCCCGGGGACGGGAAGGCUUUCCGGAUCUUUGCCGUCAGGCAGUGACCUCUCACCACGGGGACACGGGCGUCUGCAGCAGGGCUUCGCGGUUUUGCUUUGGUUUUGACUUUGUCGUCUGGGGUCGGGUGGGGUGGGAGUGCAGAGAGCCAGGCAGCGUCUGUGGAUGGCGUUCAGGGCCCCGCCCUCCGUGGCCUUGGCCAGGGUGGGACCCCUCCUCUGGAGCAAGGCCUCCCGGGGCUGUUUGCUCAGCAGUUAGGCCUGGGGCCUCUCCCCCUCCAGGGGACAGUGCCAAGGUGCUCUGGUCACGUUCCUCUGUGGGUGGAGGGGAGGACCCUGAGCUCUAGAGAGACAGAGGGUCCAGAGCUGGAGAUGGAGGUUGGGGGCGUGGGGCGGUCAGGGAGCAGGCGCAGGGAGUCUGGGAAACGGGGUAUAAAGUAGUUAUUUAAAAAUAAAAAAGCACAGUCCGUCCCUAACAUGGAGGAAAGUGGGCUUAGUGUUUGCUGGUCAGACAAGUGCGCUGGGCAGGCGGGAGCCUGCUGCUGGCCCUGGAGGCGCCCGCGGCCCGCAGUCCUGGGGACCGAGUGCCCAGCAGUGCUGGUGCCUUAGACCUCAGGGCCCAGAGGUUUGUGUCCUCACUGCUUCGUCCCUGUGGCCCGUCUGUUUUCCGCUGUGACCUUUGGUCUCGUUGAGGACUGAUGACCAGGACCCCCCCCUCCCCUCUGCCCGCGCCUCUACCGCCCCUGGCUGGCCUCGGGGCUCUCGCUGGCAGGCAGUCCCGCGGGGCCACUCCUCUGAACUCCAGGCUGGGUGCCACUUCUUAAAUGACCGUGCGACGUGCCGGCCCCCAUCUUCACUGACCUAUUAAAAAAUAGGUCAGCAGCAGGAGGAACGGAUUCCUGGGCACAUUCCUCACCGAGUUAGCGGCUCUGCUUGUGGCCGCGACCCCAUCCGGCCGUGGACAGCAGAGGGACGGCAGGGCCCAGAGGUGCCUCCUUUCCUGUUUGUGGGGCGUGUCCUGCCAGAGGUCCCCAGGCUCCCGGGCGUGUGGUGCGCGGGCGUCCAUCACUUGUAAAAGGUCUUCCUAAACCAGGCCAGCAACCCUCGGUGAAACGAAAUCCCCGUAAAUAGCGUUUCUCAGUAGAAGGUAAAAUCCCACCCCCUGCAGUGGGCCGGCCGGCGCCUACUUUUGUGAGCCCUGGUUGCAAAUUUGACUCCGCUCUCCAUCAAAAUAUGUCCUAGGCAAAAUGACGAGCAGAACGUUUAAAAAUAAAAUAGCUCUGCCUGGGGACCCCGGGCGCCUUUCCUGUUUCCUAAUUAAUGCGGAAACUGAAGGUUAAAGGAUUGGGACACCUUCAGGGGUCUGUGAGAGCAGUCGCACUCGUGGCCUGACGCACGGCACCUGGCCCGUGUCUCCCUCUCCCCACGUGGUGCAGGGAGGGGGUUGUCAGCCUGUUGGGUAGUAAGUCUAGAUCCCACCUGGCGCCUGGGGACCUCUCGAUGCAAAGUGCGCCCUGCCCGCUGGCUGUGGCGAGGUCACCGCUGCAGGGACAGUCGGAUCGCUUGCUGGGUCUUGGAAUCGGUGGACACUCCCGGGGGGACCCGGUGGUUUGCUUCUGGGGUGUUCACCCACGGGAGUGGAGGCUUCCAGUGUGAUUGGCCCCACAGCCCUGGACCCCUCCUGCCUCCUGGCCAGCCUCCAACCGGAGGAGUGUCCUCCCAGGGCCACACCUGGCCAUCUUCUUCCCCAGGACCAUUUUGAAACUGGAACCAUUUUUUCCCCCAGAAAAUGGGAAUAAGACACCAAGGAUAAGCCCCUGUGUUCGGGGACCACCUCUACCUGCGGUCAGCAGUGCCAGUGCCUUCAGCACAGCUGUGUCCGGAAGAUGGUGCCCAGCCGGGGCAUCGCUGGGCCUCCUGCCCCACAAACGUCUGCACUCGCUUCAGACUCUCGCCCCCUGUGCUCCGAGGGCAGCGGGCCCCCUAUUAUCUGUAGGCUCACGCAGCCCGCAGUUGACGUGUGUGCUUUUUUCUAUGAAAAACGAUGUAUUUUACUACUUCCUGUGUACAAAAGUUCAUUGUGAAUGUUUUCUGUGCUUUGCGUGAACACGGGCCACUGUGUCGUUGCUGUUAUUUCAAUAAAAUUGGUUUGAUUUCUAA